Entrophospora sp. SA101 is the source of this 853-nucleotide messenger RNA. Lineage: Eukaryota; Fungi; Glomeromycota; Glomeromycetes; Entrophosporales; Entrophosporaceae. The record is from the annotation of a GenBank genome assembly.
AUGCUACAUAAAAUAACAAAUAAAAAUUAUGCAUUGAAAAUACUUUCAAAAAAAUCAAUAAAAGGAAAGGAACGAAUGAUUUCAAGUGAAUUAGAUGUGCUAAAAAAAGUUCAUCAUGCACAUAUAAUUUCAUUGCAUGAAUUGUAUGAGACGAAGGACGGAGUAUUUAUCAUAACAAAUUUAGCAACAGGUGGAGAGUUAUUUCAUCAACUGUUACUCAAAGGAUCAUAUACAGAAGCAUAUGCAGCAAAACUUGUUAGACAAAUCCUUGAAGGUGUCGCCUACUUGCAUGAUCUAGAUAUAGUUCAUAGAGAUUUGAAACCUGAAAAUUUAUUAUUUAAUGAUAAAUCUAAAGAUGCAAAUCUCAUGAUAACUGAUUUUGGAUUAUCAAAAUUUCUAACAAAUGAAAAUGAUCUAUUAUCGACUGCAUGUGGAACGCCUGGAUAUGUUGCACCUGAAGUGUUAUUAGGAAUUGGUUAUAGCAAACCUGUUGAUAUUUGGAGUAUAGGCGUAAUAACUUAUACAUUAUUAUGUGGUUAUGCACCAUUCCGGGGUAAAGAUCAAGUUUCAUUAUUUGAAACUAUUAAGGCAGGGGUUUACGAAUAUGAAAAACCGUAUUGUAAUAAUAGUAAAUAUUAUGUUAACUCUAUUUUAUUACUAUUAGCGAAAGAUUUAAUAGAUAAAAUGUUAAUUUAUGAUCCUUCACGGAGAAUAAUAGCCAAGGAAGCAUUGGAACAUCCUUGGUUUAAAUUAGCUAGUAAUAAUGAUAUUUAUAAAGAUUUUAAAAAUAAUUCUUCAGCUAGAAAAAAAUUUAAGAAAGCAGUCAAUCUUGUACGAGGAAUUAAUCGUAUAC